AUGGAGAUGGAUGGAGAUGGGAAGAACCAGAGCCAGAGGGUUUCGCGGCCGGCGGAGCCGGAGUUGCUCCUCCAGUGGGGGAACCGGAAGAGGCUGAGGCGCGUCAAGGUGAGGGAAGACGACGGCGGUGGCAACCUGUCGGAAAAAUCCGAUGGCCUGAAGCGGAUCAGAGUCCGGGUCAACCGCCGGGUGAUCAAAUCGGGCAAGGAUUCCUUGCUGCCAUCCGCUUGGCUUUUCCCCAGGUAAGCCAGAUUGAAGCAAUCCCUGUGAAUCCGGCUGUCCGAUGGAUCGGAUCUGUUGACGCACCAUCUUUCUUUCUUUCUUUUUUUUCUUGAUCAGGAAGUCGGAAUCAGGGGCCUGCGAGAGCAACCGGAAGUUGCCGCUGUCGCCGGAGAAGGAGGACGGCAGGUUCUACACCACGAGGGGGUCCAUGGCGGGGCACGAGGAGAAUGGGAACGGCGGCGGCGGCCACGGAGAUGAGAGAGGGAUGUUGUUCGGCUGCGGCGUGGGAGAGGAGAAAGCUCGCGGGAGGUGGAUUCUUCCCAGGUUCUUCAUUUCGCUCUCCAGUAAGGAGAAGGAAGAGGAUUUCAUGGUCAUGAAGGGCUGCAAGCUCCCCCAGCGACCCAAGAAGCGGGCCAAGUUCAUCCAGAAGACGAUACUGGUACCUUCUUCCCCACCGCCUCCUCCUCCUCCCGCAUCUUUUCCAUCACCGCCAUUAAAUUUGUGGAGAAAAAAAUCCAGUUGGUCAGCCCUGGCUCAGGGCUGUCGGAUGUUUCACACGAGAGAUACGAAGUGAGGGAGAAGAAGAGCUCCAGGAAGGUGCGCUUCCCUGUUCCUCUCUCUCUCUCUCUCUCUCUCUCUCUCUCUCUCUCUAUCUCCUAUCUUCUUCUUCCAUUGAUUUGGGUUUCCUCUCCGUGACCGCAGAGAAGAAGAGGGUUGAAGGCCAUCUCCAUCGAGAGCGAUUCCGAUUGA
This is a messenger RNA of Spirodela intermedia, 972 nucleotides long. Lineage: Eukaryota; Viridiplantae; Streptophyta; Magnoliopsida; Alismatales; Araceae. The record is from the annotation of a GenBank genome assembly.